This is a messenger RNA of Hyalella azteca, 768 nucleotides long. Its product is annotated as tyrosine-protein phosphatase non-receptor type 23. The coding region runs from base 74 to 361 and encodes 95 amino acids. NCBI's taxonomy places the organism in Eukaryota, Metazoa, Arthropoda, Malacostraca, Amphipoda, Hyalellidae. The record is from RefSeq and is a predicted model, not a curated record. The transcript has 2 exons.
AGAGAAUUUACAGUCCUGUAUACUUCUUCAAGCGAGAUAGUACGUUUCUCCGCACAAACCAAACUGCAUCAACAUGUCAAACUUCUUUGGCUUAGCGUUCAUUCUUGUCGUGGUGGCCGCGAUGACGUCAGCUCAACGCGACCUGGAACGCUUCACCCCAGGCCGUCCAGUGCCAGGCGUGGCUCCAGGCAUCAGACCGCUGUCGGCUGGAGCCCAGACCAGACCUCUCCCCAGACCUCAGAUUCAGCCCGUGCCUCGACCUCCUCCAGUGCUCGUUCCUCAGUCUCUUCCGUCACAGCAGGGGGGCUUCGUGGUUCCGAACCCAAACCGCCCUCAGGUUCAGCCCCAACCUGUCGGAUAAACUCCAACUUCAGCCUGGCAUUACAGUCUAUGGUCUUAAACAGUUCAUUUUGAUCUGCAGAUUUUUUACACAUACCAUCUUGAGCAACAGAACGGAGGUCACUUAAUGCAACGUUUUUAUUUGGCCUCGCUCCCUUGUAAAGAUCUAAUGUUUCUGUUUCAGACAAACUAAAAAAAUAUCAUAUAAAACGUAGAAGCUUUGGUCUGAUCCGAUCACUUUUGAACUGUGGCUGAAAUAUCUCUGUUUAUAUAAGACCACACAUUUAGGAUUCCCGGCGUAAAUUUUUUUCCCACUAAAUUGUCAUCAUCUCAUAUUAUGCUACAUGAAAUAAAAUAUUUUAUUGAAUGAAUCGCAUAUGUACGGAUGGUCAGCUCAAAUUCUAGAGUAUAUUUUCGGUAUAUUGGAAA